AUUUAUUUUCUUCACGAAGAAGGUUAUCCUUAUUAUCCGAAGUGAUAACUAUGAAUUUAAGCUGAGUAUCAUGAACCAAUCCAUCUAGUUUCUGUGCUACCGUGUGAGAGAAGUCUCAAAGAAUUAUCCGGAAAUUUAGUAUUUUCGAAUAGGACGAAUCUUCGGUGAUUUAAUAUAGGAAGAGGCAGAAUUUUUGCGCCACGCACCAAGUUUCAGAAUAUCAACGAGAGGAUAAAAUUGCCACUUUUACCGAUGAAUUCGAAUGCAAAUUAGGCCAAACACCUCCUAAUUGGCAAUUUUGUACUAUUUUUGAGAGCACUGUGAUCAUCUGGAAUCUUGAACUCACCGAAUCGGAUAAUUCUUAUUGGAUUUGUCUGACACAAUUAGAUGCUCGGGACGUGUAUCCGCCCAUCUUGAAGCUCUCGAUGAAACUGAAUGUGUUGAAUUUCUAUGGAAAAACUCAGAAGUCACUUCAGUACUGUAUUGAAGAUUGGCCACUUGGUCAUAGAUACGGUGUAUUUCAAUGGGCCACCAACUUCGAAGGAAAUCUCACGGCGUUGGUGGCUGAUGCUAUUAAGAACAAGCAAACAAUUCAAGUGGUCACUCACAUGGAUUUCAUGAUUGAUGAUUUAUCGGAUCUGGAUUAUUUGAUGAGAGAUGAUGGAGCGCCCAGUUUGCCUGCCACUUUGGAGUUCUACUUCGACGCUUUUACGAAUCAAUCCCGUCACGACUUGAAGCUGAGAACAUCUGAUGGCAGUCAAUUUAUCACGACCAGCCAUGCCCUUCUCUUCUUGACAUCUUCCUAUUUUCGUGAGAAUUUGAAGAUCUCAACUUCUGACUACACAGUUGUUGGAGUAGAUUCCUUGGAUACCAUUGACAUUUGUCUCAAUUUUAUGGUUACGAGAUUCUACAAGAAACCAGCUGUGCUCUCGCCAAAACUUGCUUUUGACAUUUUCACUUUGGCCACGCAAUGGAAUGUUUUCAAUCCGUAUAUUCUCACGAUUUCGCUUAAAAGACAGUUGUUCGAGGAGCUGAAAAAGAACCAUGGAGAUCUCGAAUACGUGUGCAACAUGCUGAUUGUCGCCGAAGACGCUAAGUUCCCAAAUGUCCAAAGCUGCUGCAUCGCCACUCUCGUCUACUAUCAUUUCAACGAUUUCAUGCGGAUCACGGACGGGACAUGGUGCGGAGCAUUGUGCGGAUCAUGGUGGAACCCGAUUCACCCAUUGAAAGGAAGACUAGUCGAACGCCGAGAAGGGGCAGAUGAUCACUGGCGGAACAGGUGAAGAAGUAUUAUCUUGCGUUCCGUUACACGAAGAUUGUUGUCAAGAGCUUUGUCGAAGAUUAGCUAUGAAUAAAGAUAUUUUAGUGGAUU
Caenorhabditis elegans is the source of this 1372-nucleotide messenger RNA. RefSeq names its product BTB domain-containing protein (gene C50E10.2). The record is from RefSeq and is marked reviewed. Bases 426 to 1283 code for a protein of 285 amino acids. The transcript is spliced from 9 exons. NCBI's taxonomy places the organism in Eukaryota, Metazoa, Nematoda, Chromadorea, Rhabditida, Rhabditidae.